AAGGAACCAUUAUCUGCUAUCUAGAAUGUAUGUACAUUAUAAAGUACAUUAUUUUUAUCAUUUGAUAGAUCUUUCUUUAAGCUAGAUGGUUCAUUUGUUUUCCAUAUGCCAUAUCAUCAUCAUGAAGAAAAUAUACUUAGCUGUUUUUGCUAGUAAUGUAGGUAUGAUUUCACAUGGUUUAUUCUUUGGCUGGCCAUCGCCUUCAUUGUCUCUUUUAAUGCAAAAUAAUAGUCCUAUACCUUUAACAUCACAACAAGCUACAUGGGUUACAUCCAUUUUCACCAUGGGUGCAGCUGUGGGUGCAGUGUUUUGUACUUAUAUUAUAAAUAUAAUUGGUAGGAAAUUGACUCUACUUUUCACUGCGAUACCAAUGAUAAUAGGAUGGAUGAUGAUUGCUUUUGCAACGUCAGCAUGGGAAUUGAUUGUCGGUAGAUUCUUUUGCGGAAUAAGUAACGGAAUUGGAUAUAUGUCUGCCACUAUAUAUAUAGGUGAAAUUUCACCGGCUAAAAUAAGAGGAAUAUUAACUUCAUCAUUGACUGUAGCUGUAAAAUUUGGUAUAUUGAUUGAAUGGCUGAUAGGACCGUUUCUCUCUUUGAGAGAUCUCGCACUUGUAUCAUCAUCAAUACCAAUUCUCUUCUCGGUGAUUUCAAUAUCAUUACCGGAAUCUCCAUAUCAUUUAAUGCGUCAUGGGAAAUAUCAGGAAGGGAUUACAUCUCUUAUGCAUUUAAGAGGAACUACGGAUGUUUCUAAAGAAGCUGAGAUUAUCGAGAAAUAUAUAAAAAUUGAUUUGGCUAAUAAUACUGGAUUGUGGGAAUUAAUCAGCAUCUCAGGAAAUCGGAAAGCGUUAAUAGUUGUACUGGGUUUAAUCGCGAUUCAACAAUGGAGUGGCAGUAUGGCGAUACUUUCGUAUGCCGAAAUAAUUUUCAAUGAGACGAAAAAUGAAUUAGAAGGCAAAUACUUAACUAUGAUAUUGGGUGGUAUCCAAAUAAUAUGUGCGGCGAUCAGUGCAUCUGUGGUGGAUCGGUACAAUAGAAGGGCUUUACUCAUAUUUUCAGCAUCGGGCGUUUUCAUUUCCACUUUCCUUAUUGGUUUAUCUUUUUUCCUUCGGGAAAUGCAAUUAGACAGUGGGAUCAUUUGGUUACCAGCUAUUGGAACGAUAUUUUACAUUAUCAUGUAUGCCUUCGGCUUGGCUGCACUUCCAUUCACCAUGAUGAGCGAAGUUUUUCCUACGAAUGUUAAAGCGCUUGGCAGUACAAUUGGAAUGUUAUGCUCUUAUUUUUGUUCUACUACCGUAACUCUCUUUUAUCAACCUAUUGCUAUUCAGUAUGGGACAUAUAUCGCGUUUUGGUUCUUUUCUUUCACCACUAUCGUGGGUAUCAUUUUUAUAUAUUAUUGCGUGCCCGAAACGAGGAGAAAAACAUUGCAAGAGAUACAGGAUCAAUUGCAUGGAUAUAAAUUAAAAAAUGCUAUAAAACAUGUCAAUUAUUCGUUUGCAAGUUAUAGUACCAAUAAUUGUUCCGAUAAGACAGUGUGUUUAGCUCAACUCAACGGUGGUCUAUUUUUGGGAUGGACGUCCCCAAUGAUAAUCGAUGGUCUUCCCUUUGAAAUCACUACGAGCGAGGCUUCCUGGCUAAUGUCAAUGUUCAAAUUAGGAAUGUCAUUCGGAUGUUUCGUUUCGAUAUUCAUCGCUGACUUUAUAGGCAGAAAAAUUUCAAUAUUACUAGCCAUCAUUCCUACAUGCUUAAGUUGGUUACUAAUAGUAUGGAAUUCAACGACAAUGAAUUUGUACAUCGCACGUUUCAUAGGCGGUAUAGCCAACGGUAUAAUUUUCACGAGUGGCUCUAUGUUUGUGACAGAGAUCUCUCCUACGUACAUUCGCGGUGCCUUGUGCAGUUGCUUCAUAUUAAUGGAUUAUUGCGGUAACCUUUUGGGCUAUGUAAUCGGCUCGCUUGGCACUGUGCAACAAUAUUCUUAUGUGGCGUUGUCGUUGGCAAUGUUGCAAUUUGUAAUGUUUAUCUGGUUUCCGGAAACGCCUUAUUAUUUGUUACGCCAAAAAAAAUUCGAGGCAGCUAUGGAUUCUUUGAUAUUCUUACGUGAUUCGGCUGAUGUUAGCGAGGAAAUGGAUUCGAUCAUGGUAUGGGAUGUUGGUAAUAAAGGAACUUUAUCUUCCAUCUUCAAUCUAAUAUCUCAAUCAGGUGGCAAAAAGAUAAUCUUCAUCAGUAUUGGUGUAAUGAUGCUGCAAGCAUUCUCAGGCUCGAUCAUUCUUAUUGGCUAUCAAACGAUCUUCGAGAAUUAUAACGGAGAAUUGCAAGAAGCUUAUACCAGCAUCGUUUUAAUAACGAUGCAUCUGAUCUCAUCUUUAGUGUGUAUCAGUUUAGUGGAUCGUUUAGGAAGAAGACCUUUGAUGAUUAUAUCCACAGUAGGCGUUUCCAGUUUCAGUUUUUUAUUAGGUAUUUAUUUUUAUGUGCAGGAAAACUCUAUAUAUACUAUGGAUCUACAAAUGUUACCUUUGAUAGCGAUAUUAUUUUACGUUAUGAGCAUCUCGUUGGGAUUGGCCAUUCUGCCUUACGUUAUUAUAAACGAAAUAUUUCCGAUAUACGCGAAAGUAACGUGUGUCAGCUUUUGUUUCUACGUAAACUUCAUGUGGUCGUUCAUUAUGUUGCGUGUCUGGAAUGUCGUCGUGUUAGAAUAUAAUGCAUAUUCUGUUGCAUUCUUAUGCAUCUCUGCCCUAAACGUGUUUAGUAUUUUAUACCUAGUAUUUUAUUUACCAGAGACGAAAAGAAAAUCGUUUUCGCAAAUUAGAAAGAAUUUCAUCGAAGAGUGAACAAGUGAUUAACGAAAGAGAACAUAUCAAAUUAAGCAUUUUGUAGAUUUAUAAUUAAUUAUAUAAAUUGUUACAAGCUUAAGAAAAUAAGAGUACUACUGAUUUAAAAACCACAUAAAUUAUUUUAUUGAAAACGUUAGAACAGCCUUUCAAAUGUCCACAUCGGACUUCUAUAUAAACAGGUACUAACACGAUGAAAUUUACAAUAAUAUGUACAUUUAUAUCAAUAUUGAGUAAGAAACGCACUUAUUUUUUUCAUUAUUCUUUUUUUUUGUAAAUAUUCGGACAUUACAACUUGUAAUAGAAACCAAGGGGCAAGCGUUAAAUCGACGGAAUACGAAAUGGAUGAUUUUUAAAAAAUUGCAUUAUAAAACAAGAGAAUAUUCUCUUUUCUCCCGAAAAUAUACAUUUGUCUAAAAAUUUAUAAUACAAAAAUACAAUUGAUCAACUUCAUACAUUAGUCAAGUCAAUUUUAUAUAUCUGUUUGAUAUAUUCUUGUAUUCUUUUGCAAGCAUUGGCAUGUUCAUCUAAAAUUCAUUUCGUAACAGAGAAUUAAGCUAUUGUUUCUCUUGAAAUAGUUGAUGUGUUAUCGAAGCGUCCAUCUUCAAUUGGAAGAUCAAUGUUCAUUAUAACGGUAAUAGAAUGAUGUCAAUAUUGAUCGACGGUUGUGCAAACGUUUAUCGUUACAUUCGAUUUGAUCGCCUUUGACCAUUCUAUACACUAUGGCUAACACAAUAAUCCAAAGAACAUAUGUUAGCGUUUCAAUUCAUUCUCGUGUGGCAUUAAGCCAUCAAUCUCACGUUAUUAUUCUUUGCAUAAAACACAAAGGACGAAUGACAGUUUCUCACGAGAUAAUUAUCUCAUCAUUGGACAAUUCCAAUCAAUUUAUCCAAACGUACGAAUUUAUCCUAUUACGAAUUUACACGAAUAAUUUAUAAUAAACAAGAGAAACACGAAGAACCCGUUAAAGAAUCGAAUCGAGACAUAAUUUGAAACUCGCAAAGUUGGUAAGUCUAUUAAAUCAGUGAUACGAAUUGACCAUCGCUUUGAACGAACUAGCGCAUUGAUGGUCUUAAUUCUCUUAUCUCACACACAGACCAACUUUGAGAACAUUCCUUACGUAAGAUAAAUUAUUCAUUGGCGAUGUUGAACCAUUCGCAAGUAGAAAGUACCAGCAAUAAAAUGGCAAUAAGAAAAUCUUGCCAUUAAGAGUUCACAGUCGGUUACAAAGAUAGAUUCUGGACACUUCGGGUAUCUUGGCUAUUGCUGGUUUUCUGAGAUUGAAGAACUUGAUCGAUCGUCAUAGUUUCCUCGAAUUUCAACGAGGAUGAUGACGUCGUGUAUUCGUUCUCUGGUUCCAUUUUAAGCACCAACACCGUGAUUGGAACUUCUGAAACAUAUAUACACAUAGGCACGAACACAGCGAGAAUGCGAUGUUUCGAAAUUGUUGAUUUGUUUAGCGUGAGAGUGAAAGGGUUAAGUGUUAGUAAUACGAGACGCAGACAGGAAAGCGUAAAAGCACACGUUACACGCGGACACAUAAUUUCAAGAUCAAAGGCAUUUCCAAUGGAAUUUUGUCCCCAUAAGUGGUAAAGCGAGUUUUGCUGAUGUCAACAUACACGUAUUCAUAUAUUUAAGUAACAAUUCAAACGUUUCAUAGCCCCACAUUCGCUCGAAAUAACUAGUCUACUCUUCGAUCGAUUUGUAUCAAUACGAAUUUAGUUAAUGAUAUAGUUGUCUGAUCAAUUCCAGAUAAUGCUACGUAAAUUGAAAAUUCCAUACCACGUGCCAUUGUAUCUCUGAAGUUUAUUUCUAUCAUUAUCGGAUCGUUUGCAUCGUCAUCCAAUCUAAUUUUUCUUACCUAUUAUAUUUGGCGUAAUUUGGCGUCUUUGCAUUAAUAAUAAUGAUUUUGCAACAUCGUUUACUUUAUACUAUUGAAAGGGAACAGUAAAAAAGCAUCGAUAACUUCAAAGUUAUAUCAAAGAUGUACGCGUGAAAGAUGAAACAAAAUAAUUAAUCAAAAGUUAAUUAUUAAAACGAUUAUUUAAAAAAAAGAGAGAUAUUGCAGGAUUUCUUUAUAGAUAAAUUGUAAAUUUAUUUUAGAAAGAUACAAAAUUAAUUUUUAAAACAACAACAAUGCAAUGAUAUAUAACGUUUUAAAUAAUAUAAAAUCGUUCGAAUAAGUCCAAUUAAAUUUA
This is a messenger RNA of Apis cerana (Asiatic honeybee), 5022 nucleotides long. RefSeq lists its product as uncharacterized. Gene Ontology annotation, cellular component: membrane. The record is from RefSeq and is a predicted model, not a curated record. NCBI's taxonomy places the organism in Eukaryota, Metazoa, Arthropoda, Insecta, Hymenoptera, Apidae. Gene Ontology annotation, biological process: transmembrane transport. Gene Ontology annotation, molecular function: transmembrane transporter activity.